AUGUCAAUCGCUACUUCAAAGCAGGGGAAGGACCUUUGUGUCGGCACCGACAAGCAUCGAUGGUGGAAAGAAUCCAUCGUAUAUCAAAUCUACCCAGCAUCCUUUCUCGACACCAACGCCGAUGGCUGGGGUGACAUCCCUGGCAUCAUUCAGAAAAUCGACUAUCUCAAAGACCUCGGCGUGGACGUAGUCUGGCUCUCACCAAUCUACAAGUCGCCCCAAGCCGACAUGGGCUACGACAUUGCCGACUACAAAGACAUCGACCCCAGCUAUGGUACUCUUGCAGAUGUCGACAAUCUAAUUUCCGAACUCAGGAAGCGUGACAUGAAACUCGUCAUGGACCUGGUUGUAAACCACACCUCGGAAGAACAUGCCUGGUUUCUCGAAUCCCGCUCGUCCAAGGACAACCCAAAGCGCGAUUGGUACAUUUGGAAACCCGCAAAGUAUGACGAAAAUGGUAAUCGCCACCCCCCCAACAACUGGGCGCAGAUUCUCGGCGAAGCAAACUCGGCAUGGACGUGGGAGGAGAAGACGCAGGAGUACUAUCUCUCUCUAUUCACGCCUGAACAGCCGGACCUCAACUGGGAGAACCCCGCUGUACGAGCUGCUGUCCAUGACGUCCUCCGGUUCUGGCUCGAUCGCGGCGUCAGCGGAUUCCGUAUGGAUGUCAUCAACCUCAUCUCCAAAGUCCAAUCUUUCCCCGACGCAGACGUGGUAGUGGAGAACCACGAGUAUCAGCCAGGCGCUGCCCACUACGCCAACGGCCCACGUCUCCACGAAUGGCUCAAAGACCUGCGCCGCGAAGUGCUGGACAAAUACGACACCCUUACUGUCGGCGAGAUGCCCUUUGUCCGCGACGAAGACGAGGUGAUUCGCGUCGUUGGCGCCGACUCGGGAGAGCUAAACAUGAUUUUCAACUUUGAUCUCGUCGACAUUGACAACGUGCCCGGCGACUUCAAGUACACCUUGCACCCCUGGAACGCGGUCGAUGUCAAGAAAAUCAUAAACAGACUCCAACGCUUGAUGCUGGAGCGGGAUGGCUGGAACACGCUGUACGUGGAGAACCACGACCAGCCACGCAGCAUAAGCCGGUACACCGACGACAGCGACGAAUGGCGCGAGUACGGCGCAAAACUGCUCUGUCUGAUGCAGACCACGCUCGCCGGCACCCUGUACAUCUACCAGGGUGAAGAAAUCGGCAUGCGCAACAUCCCCGCCACCUGGGCACCCGAAGAAUACAAAGACAUUGAAUCCAUCAACCUUUUCAAAAAGUCUGCUCCUCCCCCCAUGCUACAUCUGCCCUCCAUCUCAUCUACAGCACUAACAUCACUCCCAACCCACAGAUACCGCACUCUCUACCCAGGAGACCCGGCAAAGCAAAAAGAAGCAGCACACAUCAUGCAACGCAAAGCCCGCGACUCGGCACGCACACCCGUACAAUGGUCCUCUGCACCCCAUGCCGGCUUCACCGCUCCAACCGCUACACCCUGGAUGCGCGUCAACGACGACUACCACGCCGUAAACAUCGCCGCCCAACUGGCCAACCCCACACCCACACCCGGCACCCUAUCCGUCCACGCCUUCUGGCGCCGCGCAUUGGCGCACAGGAAGCAGCACAAGCAAGUCUUUGUAUACGGGGAUUUCGAGAUGUUGGAUCUGCAGCAUGAAAAGGUGGUUGCGUUUCGGCGGUGGGGUGGCGACGAGGGGUUUGUCACGGUUUUGAAUGUUAGUGGCGAGGAGGUGGGGUGGGGUGGGUUGGGGCAUGUCAGGGUGAGGAAGUGGGUUGCGGGGAAUUAUGAGGAGAGGGAGUUGGAGCAGAGGGCGAGGAGUGGGGAGUUGGUGUUGAGGCCUUGGGAGGGCUUGUUGGGGAUGUUGGCAUAG
Plenodomus lingam JN3 is the source of this 1881-nucleotide messenger RNA. NCBI's taxonomy places the organism in Eukaryota, Fungi, Ascomycota, Dothideomycetes, Pleosporales, Leptosphaeriaceae. The record is from RefSeq and is a predicted model, not a curated record.